This is a messenger RNA of Choloepus didactylus (southern two-toed sloth), 3259 nucleotides long. Its product is annotated as butyrophilin subfamily 3 member A1-like. Gene Ontology annotation, cellular component: external side of plasma membrane. Gene Ontology annotation, molecular function: signaling receptor binding. The transcript has 12 exons. Lineage: Eukaryota; Metazoa; Chordata; Mammalia; Pilosa; Megalonychidae. The record is from RefSeq and is a predicted model, not a curated record. Bases 433 to 2187 code for a protein of 584 amino acids. Gene Ontology annotation, biological process: regulation of cytokine production; T cell receptor signaling pathway.
AACGAACCCUGUUGAGUGUUUCUCACAGUGAGCAAUCCCUAUGCUUUCUUACCAAUCAUUCCCGGUCAGGGAACCUUAACCCCGCAACGGAAGGAUGGAGAAUGACUGAGUACCUGCGUUCUGUGGGCUGUGCUCUUCCUACGGGCGGCCACGCGCAUAAAGAGCAGUUUCGAGCAUCAGCUGGGAUGAAAGGCAGUAUUUUGUCUGAGAGUACGUCUAGGUAUCAGGCAGGGGUUCCAAGAGAGUCUUCUUCCGAGAGAACCAGCGGCACAGACCUCUGCUCCCUUGUCUCCUGCUCAGCCACCCCAUCCCUUGUGCUCAUCUUGCUCUCGAAGGCAGUUCCCAGACCCAGGGGCCCGCAGCAGCAGGUUAAGAGGCUCUCAAGUAGAUGUUUUUGGCAGAGGAGAAUCUUCUUGGGUCACCACACUGGUGAUGGUAUGUUCCACCCUGAGUCAGUUCGGCUCAGCUGAAAUGGCAAGUUCUCCAGCCUUGCCCCAGCUUACCCUCCUUGUCUGCCUCAUCUUCCUACAGCUGCCUACCCCUUGCUCAGCUCAGUUUGCUGUGAUUGGACCCCCUGGGCCCAUUGUGGCCAUGGUGGGUGAAGACGCUGAACUGCCCUGUCAUCUGUCCCCAAAGAUGAGCGCAGAGACCAUGGAGCUGAGGUGGGUGAGAUCAAGUCUUAGGCAGAUAGUAGACAUAUAUGCAGGUGGAAAAGAACUGGAAGCCAAACAAAUGAUGGAGUAUCGAGGAAGAACUUCAAUUUUAAGAGAUGGCAUCACUGAAGGGAAGGCUGUUCUCCAAAUUUACAACAUCAGAACCUCUGACAGUGGAAACUACCUAUGUUAUUUCCAAGAUGACAACUUCUAUGAAAAAGCACUCGUGGAGCUGAAGGUUGCAGCACUAGGUUCUGAUCUUCACAUUGAAAUGAAGAGUUAUGAGGAUGGUGGGAUCAAGCUGGAGUGCGUGUCCAACGGCUGGUACCCCCAGCCCCAAAUACAGUGGAAAGACGCCAAGGGAGAGAACAUCCCAGCUCUGGCAUCACCUCUGGUUGCAGAUGGAGCAGGCCUGUAUGCAGUGGCUGCAACUGUGAUUGUGAGAGGCGGCUCUGCGGAGGGAGUAUCCUGUAUUGUCAGAAAUUCCCUCCUUGGCCAGGAAAAGACAGCAAAGGUUUCCAUAGCAGAUUCCCUCAUGGUGAACGCCCGGCCCUGGAUCGCGGCCUUCGCAGGGACCCUGCCGGCUUUGCUGCUGCUUCUCAUAGGAGCCGGUUGCAUCCUGUGGCGACAGCAGCAGGAAAAACACUCUAUAUCUCAGGAGAAAGAGAGAGCACUAGAGGACAAAGAAACUGAACGGGCAGAAAAGGAGCAGGAACGAAGGACAAGAGAGAAGCUCCAGGAUGAACUCAAGUGGAGAAAGAUCCAGUACAUGACUCGAGGGAAGAAGUCUCCGGCCUAUGCUGAAUGGAAGACGGCCCUCUUCCAAGCUGCCGAUGUGAUUCUGGAUCCAGGCACAGCGAACCCCAUCCUUCUUGUAUCUGAGGACAAGAGGAGCCUGCAGCGGGCAGAGGCACGUCAGAAGCUACCAAACAACCCUGAGAGAUUCAAUUGGCAUUACUGCGUGCUUGGCUGUGAAAGCUUUACAUCGGGGAGACAUUACUGGGAGGUAGAGGUGGGGGACAGGAAGGAGUGGCAUGUAGGGGUGUGUAGAGAGGAUGUGGAGAGAAAGUGUUGGAUUAAGAUGACCCCCGAGAAUGGAUUCUGGACUAUGGGGCUGACUGACGGGCAUGACUAUCGGGCUCUCACCGACCCCCGGACCAAACUAACAAUUGCUGAGCCACCUAGAAGAGUGGGGGUGUUCCUGGACUAUGAGACGGGUGAGGUGUCAUUCUAUAAUGCUACAGAUGGAUCUCAUAUCUACACCUUCCUGCACACCUCCUUUUCUGGACCUCUGUGGCCUGUUUUCAGAAUUCUGACAUUGGAACCCACUGCCCUGACCAUUUGCCCAGUGCUGAAAGGAGGACAGAGUUCUCUUGUUCUUGAUCUAGUGCCUCACUUUUCCCUGGAGAGCCAGGUGACCCCGGGCUCAGCUAAUGGCAAUGAGGAGCCUCAGGCUGAAGUAACAUCCCUGCUUCUCCCUGUCCAGUCUGGAGCUGAGGGCCUCCUCCUCAACAGCGACAAAUCACAACAAUAAAGCACCUACUGUGUGCCACAUCUUGUUUGAAGCACUUUGCUAAUAUUAGUUCAAUCACUCCUUGUGAUUCUUUGACAUUCUCCAGUUCUUUGACACUGGUUUCUCUGGUUCUUUGACACUGGUUCCACUUUAUUACCUGUUUAUACAGAUGAAAACUCGGGCGCAGAAAAGCAAACGAACUUUUCAAAAGUGGCACAGCCAGUGGACGGUAGAGCUGGGAUUGGAACAACAAGCAUGUUGACAGAGAACUUAAAAUGAGCUGGGUGCUGUGCUAAGUGCAUUAAGUGAAUUUUUCGUAUUUAAUCCUCUUGAGAUCCCUUCAGAUCGUCUGGUUUUAUGGGUGUGGAAACCGAGCAGGCAAAGUUAAGUAAAUCGAGUGGCUGCUAGAUGUUUCCCUCUGCCCUGAUCACUGCAUGCCUUUCCUUUGCAGCCAGAUGGCCCCUGCAUGGGGGAGAGAACAGUGUGGGCCCUGAGGGUACUUCCCAGGGCAGCCCCUGGGGUAGGGAUCAUUGUAGGUGGCUGUGGGGGCCACACCCCACUCAUCACCUUCAGGCCCUUCAUCAGAGCCCUUGGUUCAGCACUCCAUUGGAAGGCUCUGUCGAGUGGCUUGGUCCACAGAAGGAACUCACAGUAAUGACAUCUCCCAGGACUGGCGAGAGGACUAGAAGCCAACCCUUUAGCUAAUAGCAGGACACAGAUGUGCCCACCCUGUGCAUGCGAUGCAUGAUCAUGGAGCCAGAACCAAUUCUUCCUCCUUUCGAGGACUCUAGAAAGCCUAUCUAAUCACCCAAGAACAUUGUAUAUGAAAUAAGGAUUUGGGAGGAAGGAAGCUAGAUGAACAUUGGGGAUAUUCUUGUCACACUCUGAAUCCUAGAGGAUCAGCCUUCUCCAGGAAAGAGGUAUUUCUGCCCCUGAUCACUGAUUGAUAUAACUGAUGUUCCUUGCUGCAGAUGGAUGCUGAAGAAAAACCACUCUUCGUUAUCAUCACUGUAAUUGCUUACCACAGUAUUCUCUCUACCUGGUACAUGGCUGUCAAGUUGCCUUAACUAAAUAAAUUUGUUGACAAUCCUCA